Molecule: messenger RNA, 4115 nt
Organism: Plectropomus leopardus (leopard coralgrouper)
Lineage: Eukaryota; Metazoa; Chordata; Actinopteri; Perciformes; Serranidae
Gene: gas2a
Product: growth arrest-specific 2a
Biological process (GO): actin crosslink formation
Cellular component (GO): actin filament
Molecular function (GO): cytoskeletal adaptor activity; actin filament binding; microtubule binding
Source: RefSeq, a predicted model, not a curated record
CUGUAUGUGUGUGCGCGUGUGCAUGUGCAGUCAGAUCCCUGUGCAAAUGCGCAGUGAGAAAGAGCUCCGCGGUCCACAUUGCUUCAGUGUUUUGGAGCCUAACCUGUGGGUCGGUGCACCGCGGUGUGAAAAGCAUGAACGCUGGGAUCCAGCAGCUCUCAGGACGAGCAAGAGGAAGGUGCGCACCGACCAGCUGAACCCUCAGGGUCGCCAGUAGGGAACCAUGUGCAGCUCCCUGAGCCCCAAACAGCCUAUUGGCCCCGGCCUCACAGAUAUGCAGCAGUACCACCAGUGGCUGGCCAGUCGGCAUGAAGCCAGUCUGCUGCCCAUGAAGGAGGACCUGGCCCUGUGGCUCACUAAUAUUCUUGGUCUGGAAAUCACCGCCGAGAGCUUCAUGGAUCGCCUAGACAAUGGCUUCCUGUUGUGCCAGCUGGCUGAGACACUGCAGGAGAAGUUCAGGCAAAGUAAUGGAGACCUGCCUAACUCUGGCAACAGCAAGCAGAGUAUUCCCAAUCGGAGGAUACCGUGUCGGCAGAGCGCUCCCUCCGGCUCCUUUUUUGCACGGGACAACACAGCCAACUUCUUGGCAUGGUGUCGUAAGGUUGGAGUUGGAGAAACGUGUCUGUUUGAGUCAGAGGAUUUAGUUCUUCAUAAGCAGCCUCGAGAAGUGUGCCUCUGUCUUUUAGAGUUGGGACGGAUAGCAUCACGGUACAACGUGGAGCCUCCCGGCCUCAUAAAACUGGAGAAGGAGAUUGAACAAGAAGAAAAAGCACCUCCACCACCUACAUCACCUGUAUCCCCAGCUCAGCCCCUCCCUCCAUCUCCCUCUGUGUCUCCGUCCCCAUCUCCGUCCCCAUCUCCGUCCCCUUCUCCGACUCCUACCAAAGUCAACUCCAGCAAGAAAAGCACAGGGAAGCUGCUGGAUGAUGCUGUAAGACAUAUCGCUGAUGACCCCCCCUGCAGAUGUCUCAACAAGUUCUGUGUAGAGAGACAGUCACAGGGUCGAUACCGUGUUGGAGAGAAGAUGCUUUUUAUUCGGAUGCUGCACAACAAGCACGUGAUGGUGCGUGUUGGUGGAGGCUGGGAGACCUUUGAGAGCUACCUGCUGAAACACGACCCGUGCCGCAUGCUCCAAAUCUCCCGGGUGGAGGGCAAGACGUCCCCCAUUGGCAGCAAGUCCCCCAACAUUAAGGACCUCGCCCCUGACAGCUACCUGGUGGUGGCAGCCCACUACCGCAGCAAAAAGUGAAAUGUGCCAAUAAUAAACAGACACAGAGGAUGACCUCUUGCCAUCGUUUACUCCCUGAUGGACGUGGCCAUUUAACAUGCCCUUGCUUUUAUACAUAAUACAGAGACACUACUGCAUUCAUGGGAAGUCCAAUGAAAUGGAUGUUUGUGAGCAUAUGAAGCCCUGAGUCACUAGCAGGCCCUUAACAAUAUGCUUCAUUCAUUUUCUGCAGAACUGAAAAAUAGGUCAAUCAUUACAAUAUAAUUAGAAAAUAGUCAAUAUGGCCUACGGUGAUUGGCUAUAUUUGUAUGUUAAAACCUUUUUCUGAAUGAAAUUUAAGUUGUAGUGGAGGUUUCAGGGCCUUUAAGAAGCUAGUCUUUCUUAGCAACCUGGUUUGUGUGAUUGUGGAAAGCAAGUAGACGUUUGUCCAGGAAGGCAAAGUACUUAUUUACCCCUUUUUAUUUUGCCAUUUAUCUGAUAUUGAUAUCUUUACUGCUUUAGAAUACAUUUAAUACAUGCGUGGUUCCACUGACCACACUCAAGUUGCAAAUUGAACUUAAACUAUGACAUUAGAAGAAUAAGUGGAAAUUUUCCAAAGAAACAUAAUUUACCAAAUCUUUUCAUUAGAGGCCAAUGUGUAGUAUUCUUGUAAAAACUGCCAAAUUUACCCAGGAAACAAAACAUUUGUCAUAAAGUGUUCUGGCUUUUUCGUUUGUUUGUUUUUAUUGGGCAAAUUCAAAUUAAAGAAAGCUUUAGACUGUUUACAUGUUGAAUAACUACUCUAUGAAAUGCAUUUUUAUACAUUUAUCAUUUUAAUAAUUGUUUAUAAUAUUAGGAUAGUGCCUGUGUUAUAUCAUCUGUAUUGCAAGAACAAGGACAAUCACCAGUACGAGAUGCAGUAAACAGAACCUCAUUGAUUUAUGAUUAAUAGUAUAACAGUAGAUUAAUGUAUUUGAGGUUCUGCAAUUCUUCAGUUUCUUGUAUGUUACUGACCUCUAGAGGUAAUGCAAUCAUUGACACUUUAUAAUCUGUUUAAUUUCUUAAAAUGAUUAGAUUCAGAAUAUUAUCAAUCAGUGUAUUCAUCUGUGCAAUUAUUACGCAGUAAAAAUAAUAAGUGGGUUUGUCUUGAUCACUUCCUAUGCAAACAGGCUUGUACGUGAAUUACAUUUUUUGUUUUAGAUGUACAUUUUCAAUAAAUUUUCCCAACUUUAGUCUUAAUAAUUCGAAGUUUCUGCUUUGCCUGUAACAUUUUCAGCAAAAUUGGGUACGUUUCAUGACCCGCAGCCCAAAACCUUCAAGAGGAAUCUGCUUUGUAAGUAAAACCAUUUUAAUAUAUGCAAGAUUGAAAAAUAAUAUUUUUUUUUUUACUGGAUAAACUGUAGAUUUAAUAAGUCUAUAACUCAACUGCAAAAUGAUGCAACUGUAUCAUCUUAACUUAAAUAUUUCUCUUUGUAAAACUAUAAUUUUCAUGAAAUCCACACCAGAAUAGCAGAAAUGUGAUUUAUUGUAGCAAAUAACAUUGGCUAGAUUUCCUGUUCUACAAAAUGGUGAGAGCACCGGAAGCAUUUAAGGAUCAAGUGUAAGAAAUGCACUCGGUUUAGCAAGUCAAACUACUUCACAACGUACUCUACACACUUCACUUGUUUCUUUUCCUUCAUCUUUUUUCUGUUUCUGUUACAGUUGACAUGAAUCUCUCCCAACCGAGUGUUAGCAAGCAUGUUUGCUGUUCACCAAAUGUUGACAAACUGUGUGCGAAUAGAUGUCUAACAAAAGCUUCUGUUUGCAAUAUGGCAAUUCACAGACACAUUUCAUAGCAUUUAAAUUAAGCAGGCAUCGCAUCAGUGUUUAGCAUACAUUGUAAUCAAAUGCAACAAACUCAAACAAUUGUGCAGAAACAAAACAAAAAAGGGCUUAUUUAUUAGAGGAGUGAUUGGAAAGAUGAGUGCAAAGUGCAACAGGCCAUGUGCACAAAGUCAUUAACAGCUUGUCUUUGUGCGCUCCUUUUCAUCGAUAGUGGCUGGAGAAUGUUUUAGUGUUAAGUGUUCCUGACUGAACUCCCAAAUUAGUGUAUAAAGUAAUGUUGCAUCAAGAACAGGUGUGCUUUUCAAACAUAUUCUGAGCACAAUGUUGAAGACACAACACCUUGCAUUUAAUUCCUCAUCAACAAGGGACUUGUAUGUGACAUGCACUAGUCACGAAAACAGCCAACGGACAGGCAAAGUGCAUUACAAGUUCAGUAAAUACCAACAAGUUUGCACUGUUUGCACAAGUCUUUAUGUUGCCACCAGAUUCAGCCCUACAUAAGGUGAAAUGAAUAUUAACUGUGCUUUUUUUCAAAAUUAUAUACUAAUCCUACAAUAAGCACACUUACAUUUUUGUAAACAUAAACUGUUUUACUUGUAAAAAUGUGUCAUUUGCAUAACAGAUUUUUGGAGAAGUCAUAAAAAAAUGUAUGUGGUGGAUGUGGAUUUACGUUAAAUAUUGAUCCUCGACAAUGAAAACUGAAAGUAGUGUGGUGAAAAAGCUGAAAAGUGUUGAGGGUGGCUUUGUCUUAAUAUAAUAGCAGAAAUACUGCUGGACUUUGUCACCAUAUUAGUUUAGUGUUAUCUAAUGUCGGUCGCCCUAGGUCUAAUCUAUUGUCAGAUAAAACAAAUACAGUAGGACCUGCAUUUGCUCACACAUUUCCGUGUCAUCCCUGACUUGUCCGAAGGUCCAAACUGGCUUGUUUAACUUGGCAGCUAGGGGGCAGGUCCUGCUGUCUUGUCUGUAUUCACUUCAGAUUGUUUUGCAUGUAGCCGUUUGUCUCGUAACAUAAUAAAUUAAAAAUCAAAAAUUGGACAGCAGUUCAAACAUCUUUCAAGUCUUUUUGCCGCAUUACUUCAUGUUG